CCGGAAGUAGUCUCAGGAGGGAGAGUAGGCUAAUUAAUGUUUCCGUGUAUUGCAGACAAGUAUUACAUGCCGAGUUAUUUAAAAUGACAUAUGACAUCUAUGAUUGUAUUCGCGGAACGUCUCUGUCAACAUGAGCUUGGUCGGGGAUGUCAGGGGAGGACACUGAACUCACACACUGUUGUAUAUCAUCCUGACUGAGGCUUACGAAUGUCCCGAACACUGACAGCCAUGAGCGACAGCGCAGUGACCAGCAGCCAGCAGCAGUGGUCGGGGUCCGGGCAGCCGCCACGGCCUUCCCAGGGCCCCUAUAUCUCAGUCAUCACCAACAGGACCACCAACCUGGUGAUCCGAGGGGCCAUGCUGUUCUCUGUGGGCGUCUUCCUGGCCCUGGUGCUGAACUUACUUCAGGUGCAGAGAAACGUCACCCUCUUUCCCCCCGAUGUCAUCAGCAGUAUCUUCUCCUCGGCCUGGUGGGUGCCGCCAUGCUGUGGCACAGCCUCGGCGAUGAUCGGGCUGCUGUACCCCUGCAUCGACAGACGACUGGGCGAGCCGCACAAGUUCAAGCGGGAAUGGUCCAGCGUGAUGCGCUGUGUGGCUGUGUUUGUGGGCAUCAACCACGCCAGCGCUAAAGUGGACUUUGCCAACAACGUCCAGCUGUCUCUGACUCUGGCGGCGCUCUCCAUCGGCCUGUGGUGGACGUUCGACCGUUCCCGCAGCGGCUUUAUCCUGGGAGUCAGCAUCGCCCUGCUGGCAACGCUGGCCACCCAGCUCCUGGUUUACAAUGGAGUCUUUCAGUAUACGUCUCCAGAUUUCCUGUAUAUCCGCUCCUGGUUGCCGUGCAUCUUCUUUGCGGGGGUGAUAACUAUGGGAAACAUCGGACGGCAGCUCGCCUUGUAUGAAUAUAAGUUCAUUCAGGAAAAGACCCAUCAGGACUGAUGGAUCUCUUGGGCAUUUGCAUGCAGCGUCGACCAGGACUGGCUGGUCCCGGAUGAGCCGGUCAGGCACGUCGGACGAGUCCCGAGCUCCUGAUUGGCUGCUUUCUGCCGGACUAAACAGUAUUUUUGAUUGGCUCUCGGUUCGGCCGCCGGCCGCGGUCGGACCUGAGCCGAAGGGACGGCGAGAGCAGAGUUUGUUGUGUUUUUUUCUUCGGUGCAGUUUAUCUCUACUUACCUGGAAAGGGAUUAGCGGCGAGGCGUCUAUCGUUCUUCAGAUCAGCUCGAAUGUUUGAAACCUUUGGCUCCAUUGUGCCAAACGCAGUCACACAGGGGAUCAGUCUUAAAGUCUGCUCUUAUCUGCUGAUUCUUUCCCAUCCUUCACGUAUCAGUGGAGAACACACAGCCCAGUUAACGUGUAUCUGAAGAGAUAUGCAUCUGUAUCCCAGACCUUUUUAUUGUAUGUAAUUAUUAGCUUAUAUCUACAUUUAUAUUCUCUGAUAAAGGAAUGAUGAUGUGGCUGUGAGGACUCACGGCGUUCAGUGUUCAGCUGCUGUGGGUGUGAUGUACAGUAUCAUCAGAUCCAAAGAAUGAAAGGAUUCAUGAAGCUUUAGAGGCUUUGUGUUCAUACGAAUGAUGUAAGUGGAAAUUAGUUUUAUUCAUAUAUAAACGGUGAGUUUUAAGCACAUUAAGACAUUUUUUAAAUUGUAGGAUGUUUUUAAUACUUUAUUUCAGGGAGCAACAUUUGUCUAAAUAUAUAUAUAUAUAUAUAUAUAUAUAUAUCUGUAGCCUUCUCAGUUUCCUGCUAAAAACAGCAGGAAUGCCAAAUUUCCCCACUUACUGUCUUCAUAGUGUUAAAUACCUAAAACAUAUGACAGUAGAUAAAGGAGACAGGUAGUUAGAACUUAAAGUAGAAUCAAACAGUCCAUCUCUGAUCGUAUGUAUGAUCCUGUAUAACUCGCUGUCUCAGCUUUGAUAUUUACAGACGCAGAAACGAUGAACUGAUCUUUGUUGAUGUCUCACCGGCUCAUGAAGGACACGCGGCGUUAUGAGUGUGAGGUAUUGGACGGAUCCCGUCUGCAGGCGUGUUUUCGAGCUCACUGGAUCCGCAGCACUGCACACGUUCCUUUGUUCCGGCUGGAGGAUUCGCUGCAGGAGAUGUUUCCUCUGCUGUUAACGCAGCUACAUGACUGUUAGACCAGCAGCGUUCACAGUCUGCUCCGUGUGUGUGUGCUGGGUGGAUGAGCUGAGAAACAAAGAAGAAAUCCUGCAGAAUAAAAGCAGUGCACCUGUAAGAGGUGUGACUGGAACAUUUUUCUAAGAAUUUGGAAUAAUUAGAUUUGCAGCAUUUAAGACAGGAACUAUAAAAACAGUGUUUUUGUAAUAUUCCUUGAUAGAGAUUAGAGAAAUGUGCAGUUUGUUUUAUAUCAGCUGUGUAGCAACUGUAAAUAUGUCAGAAUGUGAGAAAUGCUUCCUUCAGGAUGGAUUGUAUUGUGGUCAAACAGGGAUUCGUAGUUCCACUCACUGAAACACCCUCUGAAGCAUGAACAUGUGGAAUAAAGAUCAUGGCCUUUUGGUAA
Molecule: messenger RNA, 2512 nt
Organism: Chelmon rostratus (copperband butterflyfish)
Lineage: Eukaryota; Metazoa; Chordata; Actinopteri; Chaetodontiformes; Chaetodontidae
Gene: insig2
Product: insulin induced gene 2
Exons: 7
Coding region: 208-936 (242 amino acids)
Biological process (GO): SREBP signaling pathway; SREBP-SCAP complex retention in endoplasmic reticulum; cholesterol biosynthetic process
Cellular component (GO): endoplasmic reticulum; SREBP-SCAP-Insig complex
Source: RefSeq, a predicted model, not a curated record